Eublepharis macularius is the source of this 5620-nucleotide messenger RNA. RefSeq names its product zinc finger protein 107-like. The transcript has 3 exons. The record is from RefSeq and is a predicted model, not a curated record. Lineage: Eukaryota; Metazoa; Chordata; Lepidosauria; Squamata; Eublepharidae. Bases 11 to 4159 code for a protein of 1382 amino acids.
CAGCGUCGUCAUGGCGGCGGCGAUGGCGGAGGCAGGGGCGGUGCUGAGCCCCGGAGAGCCCAAAGUGUUUGAGAUUCCUGUUAUUGUCAUCGAGUUGAGUGACGAUGAUUUUUUUGAAUGGGAAGAUGAACAAACCGCUUUGGACGGAAAUUCUCCUUGUCCUGCAAAAGCUGAAGGUACUGGCCCUUUAGAAAUGGGGUGUAAUGCAACCAACAAGGGACCUAGAAAGAGCAGUGAACUCAGUGAGGAAACUUGCCUGCAUAACAAACCAGAAGAUUAUCCAAAUGCUGCUGAUGAAAAUGAGCAAAGUUCUGUUACUGGCAGCUGCCUUCCUGGAGAUUUUCCGGAAGAUGCCGAGAGUUUAAGGAGAGAGAGUUAUGCUAAUCCUGAACCAGGUGUUUCUGGAAACCAUGUCCCACCUAAAGUGACUGACUGCCCAGAAAGGCAUGACGUGCAAGAAAACAUGCUUGAUGCUAAUGAAAAUGCAGAGAGUGGCCAGCAGUCACUAAAAGAAUUGUCGCGGCAGUGCAGCCAACACAACAGCAGGGCUGCAAAGACAUCCACGAAGAAGCAAGCCGAGACAAUACACGCUUGGAAAUGCUUGCAUUGUCAUUUUAAAGGCAAAUCUUCUGUUCAUCUCCAAAAACACAUUUGGACCACACACAAGAAUAAAAAUAAUCGCCAAGUUAUCCAAAGAUCAUCCUGCCAUAAGUGUAAAAAGAAAACCAAAGCAGUGAAGAAGGGCAAGAUAAACAGAAGCGAUCCUGGACAAGCCCGGAAGGAAAAGGCUAAAGCAGUGGUGAAAAGGAAGAAGAAGAAGAAAAGCAAGUACGAGAAGUUCUUCAGCAAAAUGAAGAAGGUGCCCAAACCUUCAAAGAGCUUCCGCUGUAAAACUUGUUCUUUUGUGUUGUCAGAUCCAGAAGGUUUUUUAGAUCAUGUGAAAGAACAUAGCAAUGGGCCCCCGUAUCAGUGUCCUCGGUGUGAAUAUUCUUCUGAUGACUCUUCAUAUUUUCUGAAUCAUUUGUUCUGGCAUAUCGGCUGCUUGCUGUACAAAUGCAACUUCUGUGGGUAUUUUUCUCGUCAUUUUGCCAACGUUGUCAAGCACAGUUACCUCCAUACAGGUGCCAGGCCUUACCUGUGUGCAGUUUGCCAGAUAGGAUUCACAAGCGCAAGUGGACUGAACAGACACAUAGGCACACAUUGGCGGAAGCAAGAAAACAAUAGUGUGUCUGUUGCUCGAGAGGAGAAUCUGCAUUCUCCAAAGAAUUAUGUGUGUGAAAAGUGCGGCAUUGUCUUUUAUACACUGGCACUUCUCGAGGUCCAUAUGAAACACCACUUGCACACACAGGGCUGUGAUGCACCUUUGGUUACUGUUAAAAAAUGCAAGACCCAAAGUGCAGAGUCUGAACAGGUGAAUGGCUCGGAGGAGGAGGAAACUUCUUGUCCAGACAAGUCGGUGUGGGAAAAAUCAGAACGUUUUCAAUGCAUGUAUAGUUGUGAUCAGUGCGGCUUGGCGCUUCACAAAGAAGAGCAUUUAGUUUACCACAAAGCCGUUCACUUGCAAGUUCAAGCAGGGGAGAACAGAACUGAUAAGAAUACAGGGGGCAGAACACCUCUUAAGCUGUUCAAAUGUCUGCAGUGUGCUUACACGACUUCCCGGUUCAGCAGCCUGCUUAUACAUUCUGCUACUCACACUGGGGAAAGCCCAUUCAAAUGCCAGGUGUGUGACAAGUCAUUCCGGAGCUUCAGCCACUUAAACCGUCACAGCUGGCUGCACAAACGGAACGGUCAGAAAUGCAGCCGGUGUUCUUUCAUAGGCAGCAGCCUGGAGGACCUGAAGCUGCAUGAGGAGACCUGCAAGGACAAGGGGCCCAUGAGAAAAAGACUUCGCCCCUCGGGUUCAAAACAUAAGAGCCCCAAAGAACAAAUAAACGUGGUGGUAGCAGAUGGAAGCACUCCGUCACAGGGGACAUCAAACCGUUUUCAACGCCCAUAUAAUUGCAAUCGUUGUGGCUUGGUGCUUCGCAAAGAAGAGCAUUUAGUGUACCACAAAGCCGUUCACUUGCAAGUUCAAGCAGAGGGGAACAGAACCAAUAAGGGCCAAAAAUCGGGGGGGCAGAAAACAGGGUCGUCUGAAGCAUCACCUCUUUGCGGGCCACCCCUUAAGCUGUUCAAAUGUCUGCAGUGUGCUUACACGACUUCCUUGUUCAGCAGCCUGCGUGUACAUUUUGCUACCCACACUGGCGAGAAACCAUUCAAAUGCCAGGUGUGUGACAAGUCGUUCCGGAACUCCAGCCACUUAAACCGCCACAGCCGGCUGCACAAACGGAACAGUCACAAAUGCAGCCGGUGCCCUUUCAUAGGCAGCAGCCCAGAGGACUUGAAUUUGCAUGAGAAGACCUGCAAGGACAAGGGGCCCACGAGCAAAAGACUUCACCCCUCACCUUUAAGACAUGAGAACCCCAAGGAACAAAUAAAUGUGGGGGAAGCAAAUGGAAGCAUUUCGUCACAGGGGACAUCAGACCGUUUUCAACGUACAUAUAGUUGCAAUCAGUGCGGCUUGGUGCUUCACAAAGAAGAGCAUUUAGUGUACCACAAAGCCGUUCACUUGCAAGUUCAAGCAGGGGGGAACAGAACCAGUAAGGGCCAAGAAUCUGGGGGGCAGAAAACAGGGUCGUCUGAAGCAUCACCUCUUUGCGGGCCACCCCUUAAGCUGUUCAAAUGUCUGCAGUGUGCUUACACGACUUCCUUGUUCAGCAGCCUGCGCGUACAUUUUGCUACCCACACUGGCGAGAAACCAUUCAAAUGCCAGGUGUGUGACAAGUCGUUCCGGAACUCCAGCCACUUAAAACGACACAGCUGGCUUCACAAACGGAACAGUCACAAAUGCAGCCGGUGCCCUUUCAUAGGCAGCAGCCCAGAGGACUUGAAUUUGCAUGAGAAGACCUGCAAGGACAAGGGGCCCACGAGCAAAAGACUCCGCUCCUCGCCUUUAAGACAUGAGAGCCCCAAGGAACAAUUAAACAUGGGGGAAGCAGAUGGAAGCAUUUCGUCACAGGGGACAUCAGACCGUUUUCAACGUACAUAUAGUUGCAAUCAGUGCGGCUUGGCGCUUCACAAAGAAGAGUACUUAGUGUACCACAAAGCCGCUCACUUGCAAGUUCAAGCAGGUAAGAAGCGAACAGGUAAGGGCCAAGAAUCUGGGGUGCAGAAUACAGAGUUGUCUGAAGCAUCGCCUCCUUGCGGGCCACCUCUUAAGCUGUUCAAAUGUCUGCAGUGUGCUUACAUGACUUCCUCGUUCAGCAGCCUGCGCGUACAUUUUGCUACCCACACUGGCGAGAAACCAUUCAAAUGCCAGGUGUGUGACAAGUCGUUCCGGAACUCCAGCCACUUAAACCGCCACAGCCAGAUGCACGAACGGAACUGUCACAAAUGCAGCUGGUGCCCUUUCAUAGGCAGCAGCCCAGAGGACCUGAAGCUGCAUGAGGAGACCUGCAAGGACAAGGGGCCCGCAAGCAAAAGACUCCGCUCCUCGCCUUUAAGACAUGAGAGCCCCAAGGAACAAAUCAACAUGGGGGAAGCAAAUAGAAGCACUCUGUAUACUUGCAAAGUAUGCCAGAAGAAAUACCAAAACUCAAGUCUUCUGAAACGUCACUCAUUGGUGCAUCAGAAGCUGGAGUUCAAAUGCAGCAGCUGUAAGUAUUUGACUAGCACCUGGCAGUCCUUUAAACGACACAUGGCAUCCCAUGAAAAAGCUCCCCUUCCAAAUGGCAGCCAACGCCAGGAGAAACCCACUGCCUCACCUGCCCCAAUUUAUAAGUGCGAGAAGUGCAGCUAUGCCACUCCCAGAAAAGAAAACUUGACAGUUCACUUCCGAAUACACACGGGUGAGAAGCCGUACAAGUGUCCUCAUUGUGGCUACCCUUUCCGAACGUCCAGCCACUUAAACAGACACUUAUCCACCCAUGUAAUGCUGCAGUGCGACAAAUGUGAUUUUUCUACUGUCGACGAGCGUGUUCUGCAGAAGCAUGUCCGAACUCACAAGAAGGAGGAGCUCCCUGCUGAUAAGAAGGUUUACAAAUGCAAUAAGUGCAGGCUCACAUUCUCUAUUCUGCGUGUCUUUAAGGUGCACAAGGAGAAGCAUAAAGAAUCAGAAUAAAUAACAUGAUGAAAAGACUGGUCACGUGGAUCAAGAAAGCUUGUGGUUCAUCUUGAACCUGUCUUCUACACAUACGUACCUCUAAAAGACACCUAGUGUUUGGCUUUAACCAAAAAUUUACCUGAAUAAUAGCUGAGAUCUUGCACGUUCUCAGAAUCUAUAAGAUACGAGAAAGGACCUGUGUGAAUUUCAUGGUGAGGAGAUCCUGAAGGUCCCCCUACUUCAUCCUAUUUAUUUUUGCCCCCUUCUUCUGUUUACCCCUCACCCUCCACCUUCUUUUCAUUCCUGUUGCCUUUUUUGUCACCGUUGCCUCUCUGCUCCUAGCUUGCUUGCAUCCUUCACUGCCUCUGUCCCCAUCACUCAUUCUUCCACUGCUUCUGCCUUGGCAUCUUUCCCUCAUUUCCUUGCCUGUUGCCAACUUUCUCCUCCUUACGCUCGUUUUGCAGCAGCCCCUUUUCCUUGCUGGCAGGCUUGGCCAUCAGCCUAGCCACUGCCGCCUCCUCUUUCUCCACCCCCAUCUUGUUUCUGUUCUCUUGAUGGCAGCAAUGGCUGUCUGCAACCAUGUUUAUGGCUUUGCUAGGCAAAAUGAUGACCGUGAUCUCCUGUCAUACUGUUUUGCAAACCUGGGUGAUCCCGACUUCAAAAUUGGAUUUAAUCCAGGAGAGAGGGAUCAGCCAAGCUUUGAGCUGUGUUGAAACAAACUUCCUGUUUUCAUAUGAAGAUGUUUAUGGUGUUAAUUGACAGCCUGCCUUCCAGAAACAUGGUAGCACGUGGCUGAUUUUGUCUACAAAGAGAUGGUAGAUUGCAGGCACUGGAACAAAUGAAGAAUGUAGUGGUCUGUUUUGUUUUUCACAUCAAGUCAUUUUUUGCCUACUUAGUAUUAACUGAAAAGAAUUCUGUAAAACGAGUGUCUUAAGUCUGCAUGGUGCGGGGUGCCGACUCCUGACCUGAGGUGUCAUAUGAUUAUUUUUAAAUUUAAAAAACUAGAAUGCUACAGCUACAGCUGCACUUUAGGAAAGGGAAAUGGUAGGGAGAAUAGUUGAUACUUGUUUGCCGAAGAAACGCUAUGCAUCAGAGGUUUGAGUAUUUCAGGAUUGAUCAGUGUGACUGAUAAUGUAUAACAAACUUAGUUGCGUUUUAUGAUUCAAACAACUGUCGUAACGGGCAAAAUGGGUUAAGUAACAUGAUUAGCCUGUUUCUAGAAAGCUUUAUGUGAGCUCAUGGUUGUCACUGAGGCGUGUGUUAAAGAUAGUCCUGCUAUUAGCAUAAAUGGUCCACCUGCAUUUUGCUGGGUUUUGAAAGGGCAGAGCUUAGUUUUUUUCACUUCAGUCAUUUCACUUAGAUUUGCACUGUACUGGCAUUAAGAAAAUGAGCAUUUUUUUGCUUUUGUAUUGUUCAUUUUAGUGUCGGACAAUGUAGUUCAGGUUCUGUUAUGAUUAGGAUUAAACAUGAUUGUUACUG